AAUAAACAGGCAGGAGUUAGUCAGGUGCAUGUGCCACACUCACAGAAGACCUGGAAUUGACAGGAAGACUCCCAACUAGUACAAUGACAGAAGAUAAGGUCACUGGGACCCUGGUUUUCACUGUCAUCACCGCUGUGCUGGGUUCCUUCCAGUUUGGAUAUGACAUUGGUGUGAUCAAUGCACCUCAACAGAUAAUAAUAUCUCACUAUAGACAUGUUUUGGGUGUUCCAGUGGAUGACCGAAAAGCUAUCAACAACUAUGUUACCAACAGUACAGAUGAACUGCCCACAAUUGCAUACUCAAUGAACCCAAAACCAACCCCUUGGGCUGAGGAAGAGACUGUGGCAGCUGCUCAACUAAUCACUAUGCUCUGGUCCCUGUCUGUAUCCAGCUUUGCAGUUGGUGGAAUGAUUGCAUCAUUCUUUGGUGGGUGGCUUGGGGACACACUUGGAAGAAUCAAAGCCAUGUUAAUAGCAAACAUUCUUUCAUUAGUUGGAGCUCUCUUGAUGGGGUUUUCAAAAUUGGGACCAUCUCAUAUACUUAUAAUUGCUGGAAGAAGCAUAUCAGGACUAUAUUGUGGGCUAAUUUCAGGCCUGGUGCCCAUGUAUAUUGGUGAAAUUGCUCCAACCACUCUCAGGGGCGCACUUGGCACUUUUCAUCAGCUGGCCAUUGUCACGGGCAUUCUUAUUAGUCAGAUUGUUGGUCUUGAAUUUAUCUUGGGCAAUUAUGAUCUGUGGCACAUCCUGUUUGGCCUGUCUGGUGUACGAGCCAUCCUUCAGUCUCUGCUACUCUUUUUCUGUCCAGAAAGUCCCAGGUACCUUUACAUCAAGUUAGAUGAGGAAGUCAAAGCAAAGCAAAGCUUGAAAAGACUCAGAGGAUAUGAUGAUGUCACCAAAGAUAUUAAUGAAAUGAGAAAAGAAAAAGAAGAAGCAUCAAGUGAGCAGAAAGUCUCUAUAAUUCAGCUCUUCACCAAUUCCAGCUACCGACAGCCUAUUCUAGUGGCACUGAUGCUGCACAUAGCUCAGCAAUUUUCUGGAAUCAAUGCGAUUUUUUACUACUCAACCAGCAUUUUUCAGACGGCUGGUAUCAGCAAACCUGUUUAUGCAACCAUUGGAGUUGGUGCUGUAAACAUGGUUUUCACUGCUGUCUCUGUAUUCCUUGUGGAGAAGGCAGGGCGACGUUCUCUCUUUCUAAUUGGAAUGAGUGGGAUGUUUGUUUGUGCCAUCUUCAUGUCAGUGGGACUUGUGCUGCUGAAUAAGUUCUCUUGGAUGAGUUAUGUGAGCAUGAUAGCCAUCUUCCUCUUUGUCAGCUUCUUUGAAAUUGGGCCAGGCCCUAUCCCCUGGUUCAUGGUGGCUGAGUUUUUCAGUCAAGGACCACGUCCUGCUGCUUUAGCAAUAGCUGCAUUCAGCAACUGGACCUGCAAUUUCAUUGUAGCUCUGUGUUUCCAGUACAUUGCGGACUUCUGUGGACCUUAUGUGUUUUUCCUCUUUGCUGGAGUGCUCCUGGCCUUUACCCUGUUUACAUUUUUUAAAGUUCCAGAAACCAAAGGAAAGUCUUUUGAGGAAAUUGCUGCAGAAUUCCAAAAGAAGAGUGGCUCAGCCCACAGGGCAAAAGCUGCCGUAGAAAUGAAAUUCCUAGGAGCUACAGAGACUGUGUGAAAAAAAAAAAACCCUGUUUCUCGACAUGAAAAGAAACAGUAAGGGAACCGUCUGUUUUUAAACGACGAUUCCUUGAGCAUUUUAUGUAUACAUCUUUAAGUAUUGUUUUAUUUUUAUGUGCUCUCAUCAGAAAUGUCAUCAAAUAUUACCAAAAAAGUAUUUUUUUAAGUUAGAGAAUAUAUUUUUGAUGGUAAGACUAUAAUUAAGUAAACCAAAAAGGCUAGUUUAUUUUGUUACACUAAAGGGCAGGUGGUUCUAACAUUUUUAGCUCUGUUCUUUAUAACAAGGUUCUUCUAAAAUUGAAGAGGUUUCAACAUAUCAUUUUUUUAACACAUAACUAGAAACCUGAGGAUGCAACUAAUAUUUAUAUAUUUGAAUAUCAUUAAAUUGGAAUUUUCUUACCCAUAGAUCUUAUAUUAAAGGAGAUAUGGCUAGUGGCAAUAAGUUCCAUGUUAAAAUAGACAACUCUUCCAUUCAU
Mandrillus leucophaeus (drill) is the source of this 2136-nucleotide messenger RNA. RefSeq names its product solute carrier family 2 (facilitated glucose transporter), member 2 (gene SLC2A2). The coding region runs from base 84 to 1658 and encodes 524 amino acids. Gene Ontology annotation, biological process: D-glucose transmembrane transport. The transcript has 12 exons. Gene Ontology annotation, cellular component: membrane; brush border. Lineage: Eukaryota; Metazoa; Chordata; Mammalia; Primates; Cercopithecidae. The record is from RefSeq and is a predicted model, not a curated record.